Messenger RNA from Manihot esculenta (cassava), 531 nucleotides. Lineage: Eukaryota; Viridiplantae; Streptophyta; Magnoliopsida; Malpighiales; Euphorbiaceae. The record is from the annotation of a RefSeq genome assembly.
AUGGAUUUGCCUGGACUAAUUCAUGAUUUUCUUUUAGUCUUUCUGGGGUUAGGUCUUAUAUUAGGAGGUCUAGGAGUAGUAUUACUUACCAACCCAAUUUAUUCUGCCUUUUCGUUGGGAUUGGUUCUUGUUUGUAUAUCUUUAUUCUAUAUUUUAUCAAACUCUCAUUUUGUAGCUGCCGCACAGCUCCUUAUUUAUGUGGGAGCUAUAAAUGUUUUAAUUAUAUUUGCCGUGAUGUUCAUGAAUGGUUCAGAAUAUUACAAAGAUUUUAAUCUUUGGACUGUUGGAAGCGGGGUUACUUCCUUAGUUUGUACAAGUAUUUUUGUUUCACUAAUUACUAUUAUUCCAGAUACGUCAUGGUACGGAAUUAUUUGGACUACAAAAACAAAUCAGAUUAUAGAACAAGAUUUGAUAAGUAAUGGCCAACAAAUUGGAAUUCAUUUAUCAACAGAUUUUUUUCUUCCAUUUGAAUUCAUUUCAAUAAUUCUUUUAGUUGCUUUGAUAGGUGCGAUUGCUGUGGCUCGUCAGUAA